AUGGCUAUGGUUAAAACCCCUGUACUGAAAGUGAUAUUGUGUGGUGAAUAUGGUGUCGGAAAAAGUUCGAUUUUUCGUCGAUUUAUUAACAAUACAUUUGUUCCUAACUCGGAUAGACGUUCAACUUUAGGACUGGAUCACUUUGAAAAGCCAUAUCAACUCACAGACAAAACUGUUAAGUUACAACUUUGGGACACUGGAGGCAUGGAAAGAAUUGCUUCAGUCACUUCAAGCUAUUACAAGUUUGCUGAGGCAGCAAUUCUUGUAUUUUCUCUUGAUAAUGCAUCAUCAUUUCAUGUUCUGAGUCAACAUUUGUUAGAUAUUGUGACUUACGCAGAGAAUGCAAAAAUAUUCCUGUGUGGAAAUAAAUCAGAUUUGGAAGGUUCUUCUCCGCAAGUUACUGACGCAGACAUAGAAACUUUUUGUGAACAGUGCCACAAUCUUAUCAGCACCACUUAUAAAACUUCAUGUAAAACUGGAACAGGUAUUGAAGAAAUGUUUACAGAUAUUGCAAUGCAACUGGUAGAGUCUAAUAGAUCAAGAAUUGAAUUGCAAACCUUGGACCACAACAGUUUCAAGAUAUCAAAUCCUGACCCAGUAGAUGAGCCAUCAUGUAGUUGUUGA
This is a messenger RNA of Spodoptera exigua (beet armyworm), 624 nucleotides long. Lineage: Eukaryota; Metazoa; Arthropoda; Insecta; Lepidoptera; Noctuidae. The record is from the annotation of a GenBank genome assembly.